Molecule: messenger RNA, 1834 nt
Organism: Fundulus heteroclitus (mummichog)
Lineage: Eukaryota; Metazoa; Chordata; Actinopteri; Cyprinodontiformes; Fundulidae
Gene: c9orf72
Product: C9orf72-SMCR8 complex subunit
Exons: 10
Coding region: 174-1559 (461 amino acids)
Biological process (GO): endocytosis; autophagy
Cellular component (GO): endosome; autophagosome
Molecular function (GO): guanyl-nucleotide exchange factor activity
Source: RefSeq, a predicted model, not a curated record
CGUAUAUGUGACGUACAUGUGACGUACGAGGAAGAGGAAGCUCGGACCACAACAAAGCACCGUUAAGCAGACUCCCGUCAGCAGGGUUCCCGGGAGGAGAGCUGUAGUUCGGGGAUUCGGUCCAAAAGUACCGGCAAGGUUCCGUGAAGGACGGCGUGUUGAAGGCUGCCGCCAUGUCGUCCGGUCCGCCUCAGUCUCCGGCCGUAGCAAAGACGGAGGUGGCGGUGGAGGGCGACUGCCCGCUGCUGGCGGCCACCUUCGCCUACUGGGAUAACAUCCUGGGUCCGCGCGUACGCCACAUCUGGGCUCCCCGGGGGGAGCAGCUGAUGUACCUGAGCGACGGCGAGGUCACCUUCCUGGCCAAUCACACGCUCAACGGAGAGAUCCUGCGCAGCGCCGAGUGCGGCGCCGUGGACGUGAAGUUCUUCGUGCUGGCAGAGAAGGGCGUCAUCAUCGUGUCGCUGAUCUUCGACGGCGAGCUGAAGGGCGAUAAGAACACGUGCGCCCUGUCCAUCAUCCUGCCGCAGACGGAGCUGGCCUUCUACCUGCCGCUGCACGCCGUCUGCGUGGAGCGGCUGAAGCACGUCAUCCGCAGGGGCCGCAUCUGGAUGCAGAAGGGCUACAACAUCAUCUCCGUGCUGAGCUUGGAGAUCGCGCCCAUCAUGGAGCUGCUGGCCUCCAUGAAGUCCCACAGCGUGCCUGAAGACGUAGACAUUAAAGACACGGUGCUAAAUGAUGAUGACAUCGGGGACAGCUGCCACGAGGGCUUCCUCCACAAAGCCAUCAGCUCUCAUCUACAGACGUGCGGCUGCUCCAUCGUGGUCGGAAGCAACCCGGAGAAAAUAAACAAGAUCGUCCGCACGCUCUGCCUCUUCCUCACGCCGGCUGAGAGGAAGAGCUCUCGCCUCUGCAGGGCCGGCUCCUCCUUCAAAUACGACAGCGGCCUGUUUGUUCAGGGCCUCCUGAAGGACUCCACAGGCAGCUUCGUGCUGCCGUUCCGCCAGGUUCUCUACUCUCCCUACCCGACCACGCACAUCGACGUGGACAUCAACACGGUGAAGCAGAUGCCACCGUGCCACGAGCACACCUACAACCAGCGCCGCUACAUGCGCUCCGAGCUGAACGCGCUCUGGAAGACGGACAGCGAGGAGGACAUUCCCCCGGAGACGGUCAUCCACACCGACGAGACCUUCACCCCCGACCUGAAUAUAUUCCAGGACGUGAUGCACCAGGACACGCUGGUCAAAUCCUUCAUAGACGAGGUGUUCAUGCUGAAGCCGGGUCUGUCCCUGAGGAGCACCUACCUGGCCCAGUUCCUGCUGCUGCUCCACAGGAAGGCGCUCACGCUGCUGAAGUACAUCGAGGACGAAACGCAGAAGGGGAAGAAGCCGUUCCGGUCCCUCCGGAACCUGAAGGCGGACCUGGACCUGCGGGUGGAGGGAGACCUGAACAUCAUCAUGGCGUUGGCGGAGAAGCUGAGGGCGGGGCUCCACUCCUUCGUGUUCGGCAAGCCGUUCUACACCAGCGUGCAGGAGCGCGACGUUCUCAUGAGCUUCUGAUUCUGCAGGUUCCUGCGUUCUGAUCUUCAUGAACUCUUUAACAUUUUACAAUCACGAAUGAUUUAAUGUUAAAUUCUGAACCCUGUAAUGAAUAAAGUGGAAUAAAGCGGCAGCAGAUGUGCAUUAGGCGCUCCCUGAUUGGCUCCUGAGGCUCAGGCUGCUCGCCGACGUUCAUCAGAUGCUUUAAAUCUACAAGCUGUGUGAAACAUUUCAGGAGAACCAAACUCUGUAAUAAAUAAAUAAAUAACUAAAAGUGGCUGAAAUGCGCUGCUGAA